Messenger RNA from Trichoplusia ni (cabbage looper), 6008 nucleotides. It is a transcript of the gene Tusp, whose product is annotated as tubby-related protein 4. Gene Ontology annotation, molecular function: protein binding. The record is from RefSeq and is a predicted model, not a curated record. The coding region runs from base 107 to 4309 and encodes 1400 amino acids. The transcript has 15 exons. Lineage: Eukaryota; Metazoa; Arthropoda; Insecta; Lepidoptera; Noctuidae.
UCGGGAGAGCGAGCUUUCGCGGAGGACCUCGCGUCUGUCGCGUGUGAUGAAAUAGUUGCCUACAAUGUUCUGUAUUUGAGUUUACAUCUGAACGUGAACAGCGAAAAUGCAUCUUCACUUCGAGAGAAACGUAAACGCGAAAUGCGACUGCACCAUCUUGUCGCUGUCCUGGAUGGGGAAGGUGCCCGACGAGCUGCCCGAGGAGGAGGGUUGGAAGUUGAACCGCAACAACUAUUACCAGGAAGGAUGGCUGGCUACGGGCAACGUGCGUGGGGUUGUCGGCGUUACUUUCACGUCGUCGCACGCGCGCCGCCCGCACGAGCUCCCAUUGCGUACCAAUUACAAUUUACGCGGCCACAGAUCCGAUGUGAUCCUGGUGAAAUGGAACGAACCGUACCAAAAGCUAGCGUCGUGCGACAGCAGCGGGGUGAUAUUCGUGUGGAUCAAGUAUGAGGGCCGCUGGAGUAUCGAGCUGAUCAACGACCGGAGCACGCCCGUCACGCACUUCUCAUGGUCACACGAUGGAAGGAUGGCACUGAUCUGUUACCAGGAUGGUUUCGUGCUAGUGGGGUCGGUGGCUGGGCAGCGGUAUUGGUCGUCAAUGUUGUCACUGGACGCGCGCAUCACGUGCGGCUGCUGGACGCCGGACGACAACCAGGUGUACCUCGGAACCGCGUCUGCACAACUCGUAGUCAUGGACGUGCACGGCGCUAUGGUGUCACAGGUACAACUGGUCGCUGAAGGCGGGAUCACAGCUAUGGCGUGGUCGUGCGAAAAAUUCAAGAUGGAGGAAGGCGAGGAGGGGGGCGAGAAUAACGGAGGGCACGUGCUGGCUGUAGCCCUCGGCAACGGGGAGAUAGUGCUGCUGCGGGGGCAUGAUGACGUCAGCCCGGUCCGGGUGCGCACCGGCCUGCGGGGAAAUACCCUCGCCAUGGAGUGGGCCAACUCCAGGGAGCUGUUGGCUGUCGCUGGAACCCUGCUAGCUGAACCGGGCGAGCCUCCCGACUCACCGCCGUACAAGAACGUCGUGAAGUUCUACUCGGACCUCGGAGCUCUUAUCUAUACCGUCCCUAUUCCUUAUACUCAGGCCCGCGUAUCAGCUCUGACAUGGGGACACGCGGCGCGGCGCCUGUUCGUGGGUGUGGGCGGCGCGGUGUGCACGGCGCGCGUGUGGCGCGUGGUGGCGCCGCUGCAGCUGCUGGCGCGCGUGCGGGCCGCGCAGGCGCUGCGGGACCCGCGCCUCGCGCCGCGACUGCCGCUGCCGCCGCGACUGCAGCCUGCGCUGGCUAACUUAUUCGCGCACACUAUCAGGUGCAACGUACCGGAAACUAAUGACCUGCGUCGUUUCGUGUCCCGGCCUCCGGCGACUGGCGCGCGGCUCCACUGCACCAUGCUGCGUCACGACGACGAGGAGGCAGGCGCCUACACACUGUACUUAGAACACCUUGGAGGACUUGUGCCGCUGCUAAAAGGGCGUAGGACCAGCAAGAUCAGACCAGAGUUCGUGAUCUUCGAUCCGCAGGCAGAAGGUAAGUCGAAUUUAUUCCUUUCAGGGUUGAGGUUUCAAUUCUUAUGUAAGAUUGUUCCAUCGUGUAGCAAAAAGUUGUCCUUCUUCCUGUAUUCGGAGCAGAAGGCGGGCGGCGUGGUCCGCGCCAGCAGCAGCAGCAGCAGCGGCGGCGGCAGCGCGGGCAGCUCGUCAGGCAGCGCGGGCGCGGGCUCGCCGCGCACGCCGCGCGUCGCCAGGCACGCGCACGCGCCGCUCGACAAGAGCUCCACCUCCGACAGCGAGCGCGAGGAGGGUUGCUCUGGAUCGCCAAGACUGCAGAGACGAAGGCGAGCGCGUGAAAGACGAAAGGUACGCAACUCCAAUGACAAGGACCAGCCGCCAGAUGAACUGGCUUACAUCGACUCACUGCCAGAGGAUGUUCGUUUAGUAGAAGUCACAUCUAAUAUAUGGGGAACUAAGUUUAAAAUGCACGGUUUAGCCAAAAACGUACCAGCCAACCUCGGGCAGGUGACGUACAAAACAUCGUUGUUACAUCUGCAACCGCGGCAGAUGACGCUCAUGAUCACAGAGCUGAGGGACGAUUACCCCGUCGGCCCAGAUCCCACCUUCAAUCCGAACAUUUUCUCAGAAGACGAAGAGGAAGUGUUCCAGUCUAACGAUUCCAACGAUUCUCCGUCUCAUACUAAUAAUAAUAUCAGAAGAAAAUUAACCCUCAGUGAAAGAAUUAAUAACACUAACAACAUGAAUCAGAACGAUGGUUACCCAUCCAAUAACAACAAUCCUAACGGUCCGUCACUCGCCAGAGCGGAGUCUUACGAGGAGUUCCCUUACAUCGACACUAAUGAGACUAUCAGUAACGUGGCCGACAGCGUGUACUCGACGCCGGUGCGGCACCCCGCGCCGCCCGCCGAGCGCAGGGUCAACAGCACGGCCGGCGUGCCCAACCGACACGCUAUAUCACCGCUCAGGUGCGAAGGCUCAGUCCCCACCUUACAAUCACCAAAAAAUGCAGUCGCUCCUACUGACAUCAUUUUCGAAAGACCCUCUCCACAAACUGUGACAUGCGGAGGCCGUGGAGACUUCUGUGGCGGCAGGACUGACUAUAGCGUUCGCGGAGACAAUGUUUCGCUGAAGGGCAACUUGUCUAAUCUAGAACAACAAUCUUUCAGCCUCAAUUUGAGCCUCGAACCAAGCAGACAAGUAACUAUUAAAAAGUGUGAUAAUCACGUGACUGAUAAUUGCUUAUCGAAGCUGCGAAAAAACAUUUGUAGCAGAGGAGAAUCUGCAUCAUACGAUAUGAAUACAAGGAUCUUAAAGUCGCUGUGCAAUAAAAAUUAUGAACACGAAGUGCAUCCAGACGCUCUGACCAAGCGCGGAGAUACUCUUAAACAUUUACAAAAGGGUGAAGACUUAAAGUUCAUUGAUGAAGAGACUCCAGUUGAUACUACUAUAAAUAAUUUGACCGACAAGGUUCGAGAAAUUAAGGUCCAGAGAACUACAACCGUAGUGCCAAUAAGUCCCGUAUGUGCUACUAUUCCAGUCUACGAUACUAUGACGCGCAGUUGCAGUGUAGGGUAUCUGGAUCUAGUAGAUCCACAAGUGCUGCACGCUCAGGUGAGUCUCACUGCGUUACGCGGGGAACCCCCUCGACGAUUAAUUCUGGUAAACAACAAGCGCCAAAGGAAGCAGCGAAGACAUGUGCGCACUGCUGAUGCUAAACAAAACGAAAGCACAAAAACUCCAAGUUUAAGGAGGUGUGGAAAGUCGAGGAGUCUUGACUCGAGUGAAAUGUCUCUGACGGUCGAUAAGAGCAAGCGUCAGUCGAGGGUCGACGCAGUGUCGGCCAAGCCGGACGUGACUUCAGCGCAGUCCAGCAGCCGCUGCACCAGCACGGGCGGCGAGGACACGGGCGCCACCAGCGCGGAGGAGGGAGCGCGCGCGCGCCGGGACUACCCCGUGUGCACCACCUGCCGCCUCGUGUCGCCCUACGACACGCGCGACGUGGACGCGCGCACCUACGUGUGCUGCGCAUGCGCCCCCCGCGCCGCGCCCCCAGCGCCCGCCCCGCGUCCUCCGCUCGCCACCGACAGCGACUCCGACUACAGCAAGUAUUACAGUUCGCUGGAGCAGCUGGCGCUGCGGCUGCUGGCGUCGCGCAGCUCAAAGCGCGCGCGCGAGGCGGCGGCGCGCGAGGUGAGCUCUGCGCCGGCGUCCCCGCGGCCGCGGCCGGCGCGCUCGCACCCCGCCAGCCCCGCGCCCGCCUCGCCCGCGCCGCGCGCCUCGCCGCGCCGACACCGAUACUCCUCCGCCUCGCCGAUCAGGCAACUUUUGAACUCUCCGCUGCUUAACCGCAGAAGAAACAAAAAGCCGUCCGAAAGUUCUGACGAUGAGUACUCUACUGGUGGUGGCUACAGUGAGGUGAAUGGAAGGAACUACCGGGAUUUAGAAAGUUUCCAAAAGGCGCAGCUUAGGAAUAAGUUAAAACGGGCUGGUGGCACUCUUAGCUCCGCCGCUGGAUCUAACAGCGAGGGUCGCAAUAGCAAUGCACACGCCCGCCGACAGCUGAUCAUGCACAACAAGGCCCCCAUGUGGAAUGAAAACAGCCAGGUCUACCAACUUGACUUCGGCGGCCGGGUCACUCAAGAGUCAGCUAAGAAUUUUCAAAUUGAAUACCAUGGCAAACAGGUAAUGCAGUUUGGACGAAUUGAUGGGAACGCCUACACGUUGGACUUUCAAUACCCGUUUUCCGCUCUGCAGGCCUUUGCAGUUGCACUUGCCAACGUCACUCAGCGUCUGAAGUAAACAACUUAAAAACCGUUUCUCUAGGGAAGAAACCACCUUUAGCUAUAACUUGCUCUAGAUCAGCACGGUAACAUUCAUUAUGAGUCAGACAACACAUCAAAUCGAAGACGCGGGGUAUUUUAUCUAUAGCGACUAGCGUCCACGAUAGGCGCUAUAAAAAUCGGUGUAGUUUUAAAACACCGUUUAGAUAUUGAUCAGCGAAUUCGCCCAUCCAUAAAUAUUUUUACACAAGCGUAGAUAGGAUACUUAGCUUUGUAAAAUUUCAAAUUCAGUCUCAAUGCCGUCAAAAAAAAAAACAAUAAUCGGACUCAUUGGGACCAUAACGGACAAAAUGAGCGUGUCUUAUUUUAUAUUCCACAUAUUCACGUAUCUGAAGUAAGACUAUAUUUUAGGAACAAACAAGAAAUAUUUUCACAAUAGACGAAGUACACGUGAACCUUUGAGAUGACUACUGUAUUGGCCUAUAGCUCAUAGAAGACACACACAGGCACAUAUUUUUUUUUACUUUUAUCACAAUAGCGAUUAAUAUGUAAAGCCACUAGUUUAUUUACUUUCAACAUGAUCGUGUUGAACUAUUAUGCAAGAAUUCUUUACAUGUUUGAAUAUUUUAUGAAAAGUUACCCUUUACUGAUGCACUUCGGGUUUUGAUUUGAAGGACUGAUCUUGCAUUAUUUACCAAACAUAGGCCUAGAUCAAGUGUAUAAUAAUAUCAUGAAAUAAAUAUCUACACAAUACCAGUCCAACAAUUACAAUCGAAAUAGUUAAUAGGAAUUAGAGAAAUGAACGUGCAUUCAAGCACAUUGUAUUGUGUGUUACUAUAAAUAAAAUUGUUGUCAUUGUAUUACUAUUACAAUUACCUUAUUGUUCUGAGUGUUUUAAUAUUAUUUAUGAAUGGAAAUAAAAGUAUUAUUGAUUUACUAUGUGGAGGAAGAAACUCAUUUAUGAAAGUGUAGUCCGUGUAAACUUAAAUGUAUAAGUGCAUACGGCGGUGUUAGUUUAAUAAGAUAAUGAUGUUAAUUGCACUUAUUUUUACUUUGAUCAAAACUUACAUAUCUAUGGUUAAUUAUUACUAGAUUGUUAGAAGUGUUGUUGUCCUUAAGUUUUCACCGAUUCAUUUAAAGACUGUAGCACAUCGUUGAUAUAUUUUGAUAACUAUUUUAUUGAUUAUUGUGUCGUCUAAUUUAGAGAAUCUUAAUGUUAAGUACGUUAAAUAAGCCAAGUUAGAUUUGUUUUUGUUGCUCAAGCAUUUCUUUAGGUAUGUAAACGUUGUGACUGAACCGACAAGCAUUACGGAUAGCGCACAUUCGGUACUGUUUAAAUUAUUUACCACCAUGUACUCAUUUACGUUUUAGUAAUUAAAUACUUCACGAAGGUAUUUGUGCCGAACAAAUACGCUUAAUACCAAUGAACUUCGAAGCUUUGCCAGUCCUCUAUUAAGCCGAAUUGUUAAGGUCGAUAUCCGCAAUGUUUUGUGCUGUUAAUAAUAACGAACUGAUUACCACGAUUAAUAUAUGACGUUUUUGUUAUUAAAAAUAGUAACAUAGGUAUUUGUUGGCAAUGCAGCACGAUACACUGAUAUUGUCUCGCGCUUUUUUAUUACGCUACCUUGAUUGUUACCUAUCGCUUUUCUUUGAUAUUUCACUUGUCCGAAUGUACAUACCUACUUUAGUGACAAAGUGUAAAUAAAAUAUUCUCCAAG